CACCCUACUGAUCCUGUAACCUCUGCAAACUUACUGGCUUGUUAAGGAUGCGUUAUGUAUAAGUUUGAAUCUAUAUCUUACGAUGGGUUAUCUGUUUUACAUAAUUCACGGGUUAAUGUUAAGUUUUGUUGUCGCGAGUUGCACUUUUAAAGCAUAAUCUGGUUUAUGUUCUGAUUGCUCACGAUCAUCCGUGUGGGACUUCUGGUGUCCGUCCAUGGCGAAAAUGAGGUUUACUCUGGUUGUUUCCUUCUUGAGUCUUUUGAAUAUUGAGUAUGCUGGUUCCGUUGAUCCUUUUCCUUGCAGCGAACGCAUGAGCAUCAAACUUGACCAGGGAAGCUACGAAGAAUACCCGAAUGGGAGUCUCCUCUUCCGCGGUGCCUUGUACACUUCUGACUUGUACUGGAAUUCCACUAAUGGAGUUUACAGGCUGUGCGUUUGUGAGAAACUCACUUGCUGGCGAAAAUGCUGUAAAGAAGGUGAAGCUAUGGUUGGUGACAAAUGCAUGCCCUCAGAUUUGCACAAAAUUAACCUGCCCUUCAGCCUCAGAAAUGAUGAUCAAGAUUUUACUGCGAACUUCUCCACUGGAUUUACUUUUAUAGGUAGACCAGACUGCCAAGAUAUGUUCGUACUCAAUCCUGAGGAGGAUUCUGACGAUCUCUAUGAGAUUUUGCCCGAUGGACGUCUGUACAUGCCCAACUACCCUAAUAAGUAUUACAACGUAUCUGUUUACUGUCUAGAAGCAACUGUCGUUAGUGAUCUAGAUCUUUCAAAAGUUUCAACGAUCUUGCCACGACUGUGUUUCCCUGAUGACAGUUCGGAAGAAAAGGACCACGAACCAUGUUGUGUCAUGUACACUUACGGCCAACUCAUAUCCAUCCCUUUUCUUGCUGCAACAUUGGUGGUGCUUUUCUGCGUCCAGCCACGCUGGAAUUACCAUAGGAAGAGUCUCAUAUGCUACAUAAGUAGUCUACUCGUCUCUUUUACCACUCUGACUUUCGCGCAGUGGAACAUCUUAAUUGCCGGAAGAUUUUGUACAAUUGCAGCGCUCGUAAUUCAGUUUGCUUUCUUGGCGUCAUUUUCCUGGUUGAAUACCAUGUGCAUUGACAUUUGGUGGACGUUUAGCGACUGGACAGCCUUUAGAAGCACUAUUCAGAAUAAAUCAGACAGAUGGAAGCUUACAGUUAGCUCGCUUUAUGCGUGGGGCUUUCCUUCCUUUAUUUGUUCCUUCACGGCACUGGUUAAUUACCUUUUUCGAAUGGCAAAAAGCGGCAGGCAACGAGUUAACAUUGUUUUCCCCGAUUGGAUGGAUCCUGAUAUCGGCGAAAAGAGAUGCUUCUUUGGGAGUAACCACGCAGAAUUAUUUUACUUUUACCUUCCAGCAGGAAUCCUGCUGUCGUUGAAUCUCCUCCUGUUUGUCGUGACAACGAUAAAACUAUACAAUAAAUUGCGAGGGAAGGGUGUUUUGAGACACCACGAUGGAAAAAAGCACGAGAAAAAAGAACGCUUAAGGCUGAUUCUCUACAUGAAGUUGUUUGUGUUGAUGGGUGUCAGCUGGGUGGCUGAGUUGAUCUCAAAGUUCUGGGACGAUAGUAUCGGACGUUUCCACUGGAUGGACCUGUUCAACACGUUGACCGGCGUCGUCGUCUUUGUGUUAUUUGUCUGCAACCGGAAGACACUGCAGCACUGCUUCCCCCACCGGCAGCUACGCAAGGAGACAACAAAGACCUCCACAAUCUCAAAGAUGGCUACUAGCAACUCAACGUCAACCGGGGAUCGUCAUUGCUGUCCCCGGCAGAGCGACUUCGAAGUGUAUGAACUCAAGAGGUCCGAUUCCAGCAACAGUGGCUCCUCAUCGACCAACAUUUUCUAAAAGUCUUGAUGUUCUAAAUCGUAACAAUGAGAACUGAGAACAAUGCCUCUCCGAUGUAGACUCCUUGUCUACCUACCUUUAUUAGGAUUAACUGUAACAAACUGCAAAAAAUCUGUAGUUUUCAAGAUGAUGUUUCAAAUAUAACAUCAAUGCAAUAUUAUGGUGAUUAGAGCAAGCAAAAAGGACAACAUCAUACAGAAAUAUUGAAGCAUCAAUCGGCACUCGUUCGCUUUCCCCCAGUUAUCAAAUUCAGAACACUGAACAGUUCGGCAAUCUCCGUUGCAAAAAAGUCACCAGAAACACUCGUGAAAUAGACAUGAAGAGCAUGUAAAAAAAGUGCAAAAAAAGGUCCUGAUUAGCAGGAUUUUGAAAAUUUUACGAGAUAUUUCAGAACAUAAAUAAGUUACAGCACUAGGUGCAAAUGAAAAGAACUUAUGAAAAACUACCUACCUAUGACAUCAUUUCCGUAACCCUGGAAAAAAAUAAUUUACCAUAGGAAAGGAAAAGAGUGGGGUGGAAGAUUUUAAUUAAUCUUGCGGUAACAUUAAUUAUUUAUAUUUUUCCACAAAAUACAAUUUCUUUAACGUAGGUAUUGUUUAAAUACAGAACUGUUAAAUACAGAAA
Messenger RNA from Bemisia tabaci, 2494 nucleotides. Its product is annotated as G-protein coupled receptor Mth2. NCBI's taxonomy places the organism in Eukaryota, Metazoa, Arthropoda, Insecta, Hemiptera, Aleyrodidae. Gene Ontology annotation, biological process: G protein-coupled receptor signaling pathway; cell surface receptor signaling pathway. Gene Ontology annotation, cellular component: plasma membrane. The record is from RefSeq and is a predicted model, not a curated record. Gene Ontology annotation, molecular function: G protein-coupled peptide receptor activity.